AUGGCGGCGGCGGCGCCGGGCCCGGGCCCGGCCGAGGCUCCCGCGGCCGCUCCGGAGCUCAAGAGCCGCUUCCGCACCCGUGAGGGCUCGUACCGCCUGCUGGGCCCCGCCACCGGGCCCGCCCCGGCCGGGCCCGCCCCGCCAGGCCCCGGCGCGCUGCCGCCGGUCCGGCUCUCCGUGGUGCGGCUGGCGCGGAGCCGGAGCCCGCCCGGAGGGGCCGCCGAGCGCAGCCGAGUUUGCUGCAACCUCGGCCGGGAGCUGCAUUUCUACGGAGGGGCUGGAAGCGGGGGACGAGGCAGCCGCAGGUCCCUGGACCUGCAGCGCCCCAUCGACAAGCGCGUGUACAAGGGCACCCAGCCCACCUGCCACGACUUCAACCAGUUCACGGCGGGCCCCGAGACGCUGGCGCUGCUCGUCGGCUUCUCGGCCGGACAGGUGCAGUACCUGGACCUGGCCAAGAAGGACAGCGCUGGCCGGCUCUUCAACGAGGAGCGCCUGAUCGACAAGUCCAAGGUGACCUUGGUGCGGUGGCUGCCGGACACCGAGCGCCUCUUCCUGGCCUCCCACGCCAGCGGCCACCUGUACCUGUACGACUCGGAGCAGCCCUGCGGGGCCACCAGCCCGCAGUACACGCUGGUCACGCAGGGCGAGGGCUUCAGGGUCUUCUCGUGCAAGAGCAAAACCCCUCGGAACCCGCUGCUGAAGUGGGCGGUGGGCUCGGGACCCCUGAACGAGUUCGCCUUCUCGCCCGACGGGCGCUGGCUGGCGUGCGUGAGCCAGGACGGCGUGCUCAGGGUGUUCCACUUCGCCUCCAUGCUGCUGCAGGGCAUGAUGAGGAGUUACUUCGGGGGGCUCCUCUGCGUCUGCUGGAGCCCCGACGGUCGUUACGUGGUCACCGGGGGCGAGGAUGACCUGGUCACCGUGUGGUCAUUCGCCGAGGGUCGAGUGGUGGCUCGGGGUCACGGCCACAAGUCGUGGGUCAACGCGGUGGCGUUCGAUCCGUUCACUCCUCAGCACGAUGGGGAUGGGGAUGGGGAGGGGGAGACCCCUCAGGAGCCCCCCCAAAGUGUCACCUACCGCUUCGGCUCGGCCGGCCAGGACACGCAGUUCUGCCUGUGGGACCUCACCGAGGACGUGCUGGACCCCCGGCCGCCCCCUCCCCGCCCCCGAGACCCCCCUCCCUCCAUCCCCUCCAUCCCGGGGGGGUUACCCCGCUCCUUAUCCCGCUCCAACAGCCUCCCCCAACCGGGCGGGGGUCCCCAAAUCUCCCCCCGAGUCCCCCCGGCCCCGGCGCGUUUCGCCACGCUGACCCUGCGCGACCCCCGCGGGCCCCCCGAGAAGGAGCACAAGCGAUACCACAGCCUGGGCAACAUCAGCCGGGGAGGGGGCGGCUCCGAGAAACCUCCCGGGGGUCUCCCGGGGGUCUCCCGGGGCUCGCUGGACACGGCCAAGGUGUUGGGGACGUCGCUGUGCCCGCGGCUGCACGAGGUGCCGCUGCUCGAGCCGCUCGUGUGCAAGAAAAUCGCGCAGGAGAGGCUGACGGUGCUGCUGUUCCUGGAGGAUUGUAUCGUGACAGCGUGCCAGGAGGGGCUCAUCUGCACCUGGGCGCGGCCGGGGGUCUCUGGCCUGUCCUCGCAGAACGGCGGCUCCCCGAGUGGCACCGUGGUGUAGCUGUCACCUGUGUCACCUCCAGUGUCACCUCCCGCGGGUGUCACCUCUGUCACCUCCCGUGUCACCCGCGGGUGUCACCUCUGUCACCUCCCGUGUCACCCGCGGUGCCACCCCCGCACUACUGAGCCCCCCCCGGCGCUGUCCCCGCUGUCCCCGCGGGCGGUGCCACCGUGUCCCCGCUGUCCCCAGGGUGACAUUCCCCCCCCCGUGCCUUUGUCACUUUAUUGUCCCCGCGGGGCCACCGCGUGUCCCCCGCCCUUAUUUAUACUAAAGAGAAUUUUUGGCACCGGUGUGUC
Messenger RNA from Catharus ustulatus (Swainson's thrush), 1967 nucleotides. RefSeq names its product dystrophia myotonica WD repeat-containing protein-like. Bases 1 to 1671 code for a protein of 556 amino acids. The transcript has 5 exons. Lineage: Eukaryota; Metazoa; Chordata; Aves; Passeriformes; Turdidae. Gene Ontology annotation, molecular function: protein binding. The record is from RefSeq and is a predicted model, not a curated record.